AUGAGAAAAUCCAAGAAGUUAAAUAGCCUAGUUAAGAGUGUACAAUUUUUUGUAAAGAAAUGCAGAGAACAAAAUCAGAAGUUGCUCACUAUGAGCAGUUUGGAUGAAACCAAUGAUGCAUAUGCUUCAGAAAGUUUUGCAGAUGCUAAGAUAUAUUUUGAUAAAAGCUGUAAAGCACACUCAGUUGCAAAUAGCUCCAAAGGUUCCAGUGAUUCAAAAUAUGGUAUGUACAGAAAGUGUGCUAACACACGUAGCAAUAAGUUAAGGAGAGCGCACACACAAGGAAGUUUUCAUAAUUUAUGUGAUUAUCAGGACAACGAGGAUGGUAAAAAGUUCACUGGAGUGAAGAAAGGAGGGGAAGAAAUGGGCAUCAAAAUGGGGGGCGAAAUAAGCCAAAACAUAGGAAACAAAAUGGGCGACGAAAUAGGCGACGAAACAGAAGCCAUAGGAAUCACCGACCAAAUAGCUAAAAUGACGGGUGUAGAAGCUUCCAAAGAAGAUAAAUCAAAGGACACAAAAAUGGAUAACAUAAAAACGGAUGACAUUAAAAACGAGAUGAUUGCUUACGAUUUACAUUUACUGAAUUUAUACAAAAAAUUAGAGAGCAGUUCAAAAAAUAGCAAAUUAAUUAAAAAGAAUAAAAUAAAAAAAACAAAAACUUUGAGAACAUGCAAUUCAGAAGUGUUAAGGAUAAAGAAUGAACUUUAUUUAAGAAGGAAUAACCAUAAUAAGGAAAAAACAAAAAUAAGUAAUAAUAAUAAAAUAAAAGAUAAAAUGAAAAACAAAGUGAAAAACAAAAUGAAAGAUAAAAAAAAAAAAAAAAAAAUGGUAAACAACAAUUCUGAAGAGAAAAAUGAAUUAACGCAAAACAUUUCACUAGACAGUCAAAAGUUAAAGUCCAAAAGCUCCUUUUUAACACCUAGUGAAAAUUUUUCUAAAUAUCAUAAUAUAGAUUAUUCAAAAAAAAAAACAUUAGAUGGACUUUAUUUUUUCCAAGAGGGAUUAUCAAAUAGAUUAAAUAAAAAAAGCAAUACAUCCUCCUAUGACAUUGGAUGCAUGUAUAUGAAUAAUUAUGCUAGUGCCAAAAGUUCUAAAGAAUUAACGAAAAAAAAAAAAUCAAAUGAUAUUAUAUUAUUAAAAAAUAGCUCUACUAAAAGUUUUCGUAGAUUUAAAUUUUUAAAUGAUAAUAAAAAGAACAUAGAAUAUUAUAAAAAUAUGAUUGAAAAUUUAGAGGGAGCUGUUGGUAGUACUAGUAGUAGGUAUAAAAAGAAAAACAACACUAGUUCUAUAGAUAGUAUUAUUAAAAUAAUAAAUUGUUUGCUUCAUGAUUAUGUGCCUAAAUUAAUUGAUAGAUAUGAAUAUUACAUGAACACAUUAGAUGAUAGAAAUAAAUUAUUAAAACAAAAAAUGAAAGAAUCUUUAGACUUUGGGGACAUUCAAUAUGAAGAAAUACGUGAACUCAAAGCUCAAUUAAUUCAAAAAAAUAAUGAAAAUAAAAAAUUAAAUGAAACAAUUGAUAUCUUAAAAGAUAAAAUGUUAUACAUAAAUGAAUUGGAAUUAAAAAAUGCAGAAUAUUUAGAUGAAAUUAUGCUUAUGAAAAGUAGAGUAACCUAUUUAGAAAAAAUUUUAGAGGAAAAUGAUCAAUCUAAGGAGUCACAAGAACUUCGAAAGAUGCGUCGGAAUUUAAGAAAAAUAUAUAAAAAUAUGAAGAAGGAAAUGAAAUAUAUCACUACUUUAAAAUCGAAAUAUGUUAAUAAGUAUAAAAAGAGAAAAUUUUACAUAAAUAAAUGGAUUCAUUUGAGGGAAAAGAUGGAGGAUAGAGAAAUUCCCACGUACGAAGAUGCGGAGGAGGAUGCUGAGUUGUUAAUAAUGGACACACUAAGAAGUGGGUCAAAAUGCGCAUCAAGAGAAAAGGUUGAUGAUGAAGGUGGUGAAAAUAAAGGAAGGUUACAAGUUAGCACUGCGGAACAGGAAGAGUUAGCGGAUGGAGUAAAAACGUUGGAGAAGUGUGCAAACGAAUGUGCUGAAAAAUAUGCUGACAAAUGUGUAGGCACUAGUGAAAUAUACACAGUGCUCGAAAUGGAUGACCAAGAAAACAGUGAGCUAUUAUUCCUAAAAGAACAAAAAGUAAGCAACUAUAAGAGAAAAAAAGUUACUACUAAAGAUAAGAAAAUUAACACUAUUUUGAGCAAUUACACUUUUGUCGAGUUGAUGAAAAAAGAAGAAAGGAGUAAUAGGAAAGCUUAUCACAAUAUAUGCACCUUAAUACCAAAGGAGAGCUAUCCGUAUUACCAUUAUUUUUAUAGUAAUGUAUUACUUCAACACAAGAGUAAUAGAAGCAACCGAAGGAAUAGACAUUUCCCCAUUAGGUGUGAUGAGGGAUGCAAAUACAUUGCUCCUGAAAAGGCAGUAAUUGAGAAUGAAACUUACUUAUCCUUGUGCAGAAAAUUAAAGGAGUGCUUUUAUGAGCAGUACUUUUACAAGUGCGAUGGAGAGACAAGUGGCGAUGGUUGCUGCGGUAGGCACUGCAGUUAUGAUAAUGUCGUCGACGAUAAUGGUUAUUUCAACCAUGAUGGCAACACGUUGUCCACAUACAACAAGUUCUUUCAGAGUAACAAAAUGUGCGACAUUUUACCUGACCAAGCAAGGAAAACCCAUUAUUGGAAAUACAUGAACAAAGAGGAUGGUUCAUUUUGCAUGGUCGAGCAUAAAAACGGGGAUAGUAAAAGGGAUAAUGAGAAGUAUAAUAACAGGUAUAGUAACAUGUAUAAUAACGGGGAUAACAACGCAGAUACGAGAAAAAAUAAAUACCGGAAGCUUCCUUUCGAUUGCUGCUAUAAAGUGGACAGAAUAUUAAGCGGAAAAAUAAACUGUUCCUUGUGGGGUUCCGAAACUAUAUGUGGUGAUGGCAAAGAUAGUACAUCUUGUAAAAAAGAAAAUGGUGCAAGAAAGAAGUCUAACAUUUCUAAUAAUAGUUCUCUGAUAAAUAAAAAGUCAAGGACGAGUAAGCGAAAUAAUUUAUUCUCAAACAGAGACACGCCUAAGUGUAAUUGUAAUCGUAGUUGUAGUCGUAAUUGUAGGUGUAAGUAUAAGUAUUAUUACCGGGUUUGCCCCGAGGCAGGCGCACAUGAACACAACAAUAACAAAAUUGAAAAUGAUAAUAGUAACAGUAUUCUUGCUGGUAUUCUCAGUGGUAAUAGAAACAAACACACCUACCACAAUAGCAUGACGAUAGGCAACAAAAAUGAUAGAGAGUGCGAUGGAAAGAAUGGAACUGAGGUCAGCACGCACAAGAGCUACUACUGUUAUUACAAAAAAAUGGAUGCUAACUGUGUUAAUAAUAGGAACGAUAAUAAUAAUAGAACUACAAAUGUUGACACUGCAGCGAGAGAGAAUAAAACAAGUGCAAAUAUCAUCUGUGAUGAGCAUAAAAGUAGUGUGUCUAAAAAAAAUAUACUGAUGAAGGAGGGGGGUGAGAAGGAUAUCUUUUUAACUAGUGCAUGUAAUAAUGAAAGAGUUAAUAAUUUUAAAAAAUUCUUAACAUUAUGUAGUUUCCAUUUUGUAAAAAAUAAGAGUACAAAAAAUUUAAAUAAUAUAUUUGAUCAUCCGGAAGGGGAAAGAGUACAGUUGAAUAAUGUUACAUAUAACAAAGAUGCACAAACCCAGCUAAAAAAUAAACAUGGGGAAGAUCAUCCUAACAAUAAUAAUAUUAUUAGAAGUAACAAUACUAGAAAUAAUUAUAACGUUUGCCAAGUGAACAAUUAUUAUAACUGUUACAAUGUACAUCCCUCCUACAGUGUGCACAAUGCAAAUGAUAACUAUAAUGUUCAUAAUAAUUUAAUAAUUCCAGAUAGCUAUCUGGGUAAUCGGGAUAAUACUGGAUAUGAGCAUUUUCAUAACUUAAAUACAAGUAUUGCUGAUAAAGCAAUAAAAAAAAAAAUAAAGGUAAAUUCUGAACUAAUUAUACGAGGAAAUUAUCCAAAUGAGAAUAUUAUUACGGAUGAGUGGUCCAAACAUAUUUCUCAUAUGAGGGCCCCUUAUAUACAAAGUAAAGAACCAUUCUACAAGGGGUGCAACGAAUAUACUACAAGUGAUGCUUUGUGUCCCUAUAUUAAAACGUUGAGAUAUCACAAUUCGUUUAAUCAAUAUUUGGAUAUAGACACACAAAAAUUUGAUGCAAUUAACAGAUACUUGCGCGAUCAUUUUUUAUACACUCAAGAUGUGUAA
Plasmodium malariae is the source of this 4227-nucleotide messenger RNA. Its product is annotated as conserved Plasmodium protein, unknown function. Lineage: Eukaryota; Apicomplexa; Aconoidasida; Haemosporida; Plasmodiidae. The transcript has a single exon. The record is from RefSeq and is a predicted model, not a curated record. The coding region runs from base 1 to 4227 and encodes 1408 amino acids.